UUAACUUGUUUUUCUCUUUGGUUUCUUUUUCAUUUUUGGACAUGUAGUGGAAAAGUUUUUGUUAUUUAUAGUCUAUGGUUAUUGCGAUGGGGGUGAUUUAUUUCUUUUGCUGUCUUUUGUGUGGUUUUCCAUUAUUAGGAUUAUCUGGUUCAGCUGAUGAUUUUCAGGCUGCUGAAAGGAAGUAUGAUGUUCCAUUACAGAAGACUGAGCCUAAGCUUGUUCCAGGGUCUUCAAAACCCAUGCUUUUUGUGCCUGCUGAAGGUGUUCCUUUUGUUGUAACUCCUUUUCCAAAUAGCCUUUUGGAUCCUCGGGCACUGACUGGUCCCAGUGCCAAACUGCCCGGAGUACUGAAAGCUUUGUUGAAUCCUAUAUCGCCACAGCCUGUGGUGAAACUACCCAUAUAUCCCAAAUCUGACGUGUCUUUGACUUGUAGCCUCUCUAACAUGAUAGUGAGAGUUAAAAAAUCAUUCUUUGGGUUUGGCUGCACUGAGGCUGACCUUGUUCUUGGUAGUAACUGCAAAAGCAAUGGUAAAGAUGAAGCCACUGGAGACCUGCUCUUUAAUUAUUCUCUAAAUGCUUGUGGUGGUAAAAGAUCAAUGCAUGGGGGAUGUCUGACAUAUGAGAAUGUUCUCCAUUCCAAACCAGAAGUGCCAGGAGUAAUCCGUAGAAAGCAGCCUGUCAAUGUUGCUCUGAAAUGCUGUUAUUUCAGGUACUACCAUGUUUACAAAGGUGCAGUGCACCCUACCUGGAGUGCCCCCUCUGGUGUGCAGUCCCUUCAUCACCCUUCUGGCAUGGUUUUGAAGUUAAUGGAUGCUACCUUUUCCAAGCCAUCUGAAGCUAAAGAAUAUCAUUUGGGCCAAGAAAUCCACUUUCAGGCUGUUAGCUACCCCAACAGUGCCAGACAGUGGCUUUUCCUUCACUCCUGCUUUGCAACUCCUAGUCCAAAUCCUAACUCCCAUCCACAAUAUACAGUAAUUAACAACUAUGGGUGUAUGGUGGAUAGUAAACAGGAAAGCUGCUCCUCCAGAUUUGGGAGGCCAAGGAUGGCUAAUGUCUUCUCCUUUACAGUAUCUGCUUUCCAGUUUAAUGACCACAAGCAGGUUUAUUUUCACUGCAAGAUGUUCACAAAGAAAAGCCAGGAUGUGACCAAUACUGCCAAGUUCUGCACUUACAACAAAAAACUAUCAAGGUGGCAGGAGCUUGGUGGUCAUGACCGUGUAUGUGAAUGCUGUGACUCAGUCUGUGGCCCUUCAGAAUAUGAUGAAGUUACUGAAAGCAAUGGCCCAGUGGUGGUGGUUGGCCAGGAUGGGCACCCAGGGGCCGGCGAAGGGCACCACGGCGGCCGGCACCCAGGGGCCGGCGAAGGGCACCACGGCGGCCGGCACCCAGGGGCCGGCGAAGGGCACCACGGCGGCCGGCACCCAGGGGCCGGCGAAGGGCACCACGGCGGCCGGCACCCAGGGGCCGGCGAAGGGCACCACGGCGGCCGGCACCCAGGGGCCGGCGAAGGGCACCACGGCGGCCGGCACCCAGGGGCCGGCGAAGGGCACCACGGCGGCCGGCACCCAGGGGCCGGCGAAGGGCACCACGGCGGCCGGCACCCAGGGGCCGGCGAAGGGCACCACGGCGGCCGGCACCCAGGGGCCGGCGAAGGGCACCACGGCGGCCGGCACCCAGGGGCCGGCGAAGGGCACCACGGCGGCCGGCACCCAGGGGCCGGCGAAGGGCACCACGGCGGCCGGCACCCAGGGGCCGGCGAAGGGCACCACGGCGGCCGGCACCCAGGGGCCGGCGAAGGGCACCACGGCGGCCGGCACCCAGGGGCCGGCGAAGGGCACCACGGCGGCCGGCACCCAGGGGCCGGCGAAGGGCACCACGGCGGCCGGCACCCAGGGGCCGGCGAAGGAUCUAAAGGAUACUUGCAGUUUUAUUGAGAUUGUUCUUGGACUUCAUGCAGACCUGAUGCUACUGAAAAUCGUGUGUGUAUAUACACUGUAGUAUGUGGAACAGCUUUUAAAACCUUUUGCCUGUGAACCCUGCAUUUAAAGGU
Messenger RNA from Erpetoichthys calabaricus (reedfish), 2050 nucleotides. RefSeq lists its product as uncharacterized. Gene Ontology annotation, molecular function: acrosin binding. Gene Ontology annotation, cellular component: extracellular matrix. The record is from RefSeq and is a predicted model, not a curated record. The transcript is spliced from 8 exons. Gene Ontology annotation, biological process: positive regulation of acrosome reaction; egg coat formation; binding of sperm to zona pellucida. NCBI's taxonomy places the organism in Eukaryota, Metazoa, Chordata, Cladistia, Polypteriformes, Polypteridae. Bases 75 to 1934 code for a protein of 619 amino acids.